Diorhabda carinulata is the source of this 1346-nucleotide messenger RNA. Its product is annotated as procathepsin L-like. Gene Ontology annotation, molecular function: cysteine-type endopeptidase activity. NCBI's taxonomy places the organism in Eukaryota, Metazoa, Arthropoda, Insecta, Coleoptera, Chrysomelidae. Gene Ontology annotation, cellular component: lysosome. The transcript has 3 exons. The record is from RefSeq and is a predicted model, not a curated record. The coding region runs from base 331 to 1305 and encodes 324 amino acids.
UCUGAUAGUUUUUCACAAUUGGUAUGUAAUCUCAAACUUGGCGUCAAACUAUCUAAUCACUGAAACCAGCAAAACAAUUUUUUUAUCGGAACAAAUGAUGACAUCAAAUUAUUGAUAAAAGAUGUUCUUCAUUUGAUUACUUUUCCACCGUAAACUUCGUCUCUUCAAAUUUAUAAAUGUGGAAUCGUAACCUUUAGCGUUUUAUAUGACUACUAAACUGAAAGGUAAAAAUAAACUUCAGCAUGUCGUGAUUUAAAUGUUUAAUCGAACUAUAUUGCGACUUUUCCAACGAAAUUCAAAAUUUCGUUCAGUUAUAAUAUAGCGCUCACGAUGAAACCAAUCUUACUGGCGUUUCUUAUAUUCUAUACUAUCUUCAGUGAAGCUUUUUGUGGAAUUAAAGACGACUGGCAACAAUUUAAGCUAGUCUACAAUAAAUCUUACAAAAACAAAGCAGAAGAGAGGAAAAGAUUUAAUGCUUUCAAAAAUAAUAUGAAGGAAAUAAAAGAUCAUAAUAGACGUUUUGAAAAUGGCUUAACGACUUUUAAAAAAGGUAUCACGGUUUUCGCAGAUUUAUCUAAAGCACAAUUUAACAAAAAAUAUAAACUAGAAAGACACGGACCGAUGAAAAGAUAUCGUAUUUUCAAAAAUAAAAGAAAAAUUGAUAGGAAUUUAACUGUUGUAUAUUUGGAUUGGAGAAAGAGAGGGGCGGUUACACAUGUCAAAGAUCAAGGGUUGUGUGGAUCCUGUUGGAUAUUCAGCGGUAUCGGUGUUUUGGAAGGGUACAAUUUCAGAAAAACCGGCGAGCUAAUAUCUCUGAGCGAACAAAACGUUGUCGACUGUUUUUCCAACACGUCUUGUCUAGGAGGAUUUCCAGGAGACACGCUUACUUACGUACAAGAAAAUGGUGUAAGUACGGAAAACGAGUAUCCCUAUCGAGACAAACAGAUGUCUUGUAAACCCUCUACGGAGAAAAUAAAAAUUAACUUCAUCACUUACGAUUACAUUAACGGAACGGAGGAAGAUUUGAGAAAAGCAUUGGAAACAUACGGACCGAUUAGUGUUAGUAUGUAUGUUGAUGCUAGAUUGCGACUAUACACUGAAGGAAUUUGGUAUGAAAAAUGGUGUUCGGACAUAUCCAAUCACGCCAUGCUUUUAAUUGGUUACGGAACGGAAAGAGGUCAAGAUUAUUGGUUGAUAAAAAAUUCUUGGGGUACUAAAUGGGGUGAAGAUGGUUAUUUAAAAGUGGCCAGAAACAGACAUAACAAUUAUUGUGGUUUAACUAAUGAAUCAAUAUACAUAAUUUGAAUGUUAUAAUAUUAGUAUUAUAUUAAAUAUAUUAAUUAGUU